AUGUCAAAGCCAACCCUUAUAGUCGCCCCGGGAGCCUGGUACCCACCAACAGCCUUGGACCCACUGAUUGCCAAACUGACUUCACACGGCUACAUCUGCAAAACAGUCGCAUUCCCUUCUGUUCAAAAAUCCGCGGAAGUCAAGGGUCUAAUCGCCGAUAUCAAUGCCGUACGCGGAUUGGUCGAGCCAGCUGUAAAUGCCGGCCAAGAUGUCAUCGUCAUCUCGCAUAGUUGGUCUGGUCUUCCCGAAGGCGGCGGGACGAAACUGAUCUUCAUCUCGGCCUUUUUACCGGAUAUAGGCCAUAUUUUGAUUGGUGCUUUUGGGGGUUAUAUCCAAUGGGUGGGUAAUGGCACCGUCAUGGCGGAUAAACAAUUCACUUUGUUCUUCCAUGAUGUACCGGAUAGCACUGAGUGGGUGACAAGGCUGCGUCCGCAUGCGUGGGCGACGAAGAACUCGCCGGCGACCGCAGAUGCUUAUGUGGAUAUCUCCCUGUUGCAUAUUUGUUGUGGAGCUAGGAUUGAGACGGAGAAAGUCAAAACUGCUCAUAUAACUUGGCUCGUUGUCCCUGAUCACAUUGCGGCUUCUGACAGAAACAAUGCAGGUAAGAAAAUAUAG
Molecule: messenger RNA, 615 nt
Organism: Aspergillus alliaceus
Lineage: Eukaryota; Fungi; Ascomycota; Eurotiomycetes; Eurotiales; Aspergillaceae
Product: alpha/beta hydrolase
Exons: 4
Coding region: 1-615 (204 amino acids)
Source: RefSeq, a predicted model, not a curated record